GAUUGGGACGCUUCAGGUCCUUUUUCUCUAAAGCACAGGAGAAGGAAUCGACGAGUUACCUGUUGUUCAUACAGAGCAGACUUUAUGGGCUCACGGCGAUUGAGAUGAGGUCACUGGCCUUUGAAUUGGCAGAGAAAAAUAAAAUUAAACAUCGUUUCAAUCGUCGUAAGAAGCGUGCAGGUCCAGACUGGCUCCAGGGAUUUGUAAAAAGGGGUCGAUUGCUGUCACUUCGCAAACCACAAGCAGCAUCUGCUGACCAUGCACAUCGCUUCACGCGAGAGGCUGUGGAUGAAUUCUUUGAAUUGUACCUAGAGAUUUUCGAUGAAUACAAUUUGUCUGCCGACAGAGUUUGGAACGUCGACGAAGUCGGUAUGAUGACCGUACCGAAAUCACUUCCAAAGAUCCUCGCCAGGAAGGGCCAAAA
Molecule: messenger RNA, 424 nt
Organism: Diachasma alloeum
Lineage: Eukaryota; Metazoa; Arthropoda; Insecta; Hymenoptera; Braconidae
Exons: 1
Source: RefSeq, a predicted model, not a curated record